Messenger RNA from Toxotes jaculatrix (banded archerfish), 1829 nucleotides. RefSeq names its product SRSF protein kinase 3. The coding region runs from base 76 to 1317 and encodes 413 amino acids. The transcript has 13 exons. The record is from RefSeq and is a predicted model, not a curated record. Lineage: Eukaryota; Metazoa; Chordata; Actinopteri; Toxotidae. Gene Ontology annotation, molecular function: ATP binding; protein kinase activity. Gene Ontology annotation, biological process: spliceosomal complex assembly; regulation of mRNA processing; protein phosphorylation.
CUCCCUCCUACCUCUCAGCUACUCAACUGUUUUCAAGUGGUUCAACACUGAAGACUGCAUCUGCUGAACCACGCUAUGCAGAGGAGUCCCUGCUCAGCUUAUACAGCUGCUCAGCAGCAAACGAAUGAAGCUGGGGAGUCCAGUAGUUUCAAAGCCCUAGGAUGCCACGAGCAGCUGGAUCCAAAGGACAGCCAGGACUCUGAGGACCCCAGAGAAUACUGUUAUGGUGGGUACCACCCCAUCCAGAUCGGUGACACCUUCAACAGGAGAUACCAGGUGGUGUCUAAGCUCGGCUGGGGCUAUUUCUCCACUGUCUGGCUGUGUCUGGACCUCAGCAGGCUUGGCCGGCACGUUGCUGUGAAGGUGCUGAAGAGUGGAGCUGGCUUCACCCAGGCAGGACAGGAUGAACUGACUCUCCUACGAUGUGCCAGUGGUCCUACGAGCCGUCAUCCCUCCAGCCAAAGGAUUGUUCAGCUGUUAGAUGAGUUCAAGCUGGCUGGGGUCAACGGGGUUCACAUGUGCCUGGUGCUGGAGCUGCUGGGGCCUGACCUAAGAAGCUGGCAGCUAUGUUUUGGGAAUCCAGGACUGUCACGGCUGUGGGUCAAACAAAUUCUUACACAGGUUCUCCAAGGCCUGGACUACCUUCACGCUCAGUGUAAAAUCAUCCACACAGACAUCAAGCCAGAGAACAUCCUGCUGUGCCUGGAGGAGCAGUCCCACAAAGUACCAGUGGGGGGCAGCAGGUCCACCUCUGUACUGACUGGGAAGGAGGCCAUGUCCACAGUUAAGGAGCAGGUGAACCCAUACCAUUUAAAGGAAAUUACAGUGAAGAUUGCUGACCUAGGCAGCUCCUGCUGGGUGUACAAACAUUUCUGUGAGGAGAUCCAGACCCGACAGUAUCGCUCACUCGAGGUUUUAUUGGGAUCUGAGUACGGGCCGCCUGCUGACAUCUGGAGUGUCGCCUGCAUGGCUUUUGAAUUGCUCACUGGAGACUCCCUGUUUGAACCCAAAGCCCGUGAGUCCAUUUCCCUGGAGGAAGACCACAUAGCCCAGAUCAUGGAACUGCUCGGUAAGAUCCCACCAGCUGUUGCCUUGUCAGGGAAAUACUCCGCAGAGUACUUCAACCGCAGAGGAGACCUGCGCCGUGUCGGUCCACUGAGGCUCUGGAGCCUUUAUGACGUUCUGGUGGAGAAAUAUCACUUCCUGUUGGAGGAGGCCUCUGGAUUCUCAGACUUCCUUCUUCGCAUGUUGGAUUAUCAUCCGGAGAGGAGGGCCACUGCUGCAGAGUGCCUCCUCCACCCCUGGCUGACAUCAUGAUAGCCCUGUAAAGGCUCCGUAGGCCUCAUCCUUAUCUGCAGCCCUCACAAUCAAAUGCUUUCAGCAGCUAGAACUGGAUCAUUUCAGGGCAUCUUUGAAUUUUUAUACAAAGGGAAUCCAAAGAGCCAUAUAGAGGACAGUUAGUAUGUCAGUUUGAAUGUGGUUUUGGAUGGAAAAUAAGAUGCUCUUCUCCAUUGUUGUGCACUUUAUUAUGCUGAAAGUUUGAUUGUCAGACAUUUGAGUCCUAUAAGUAGCAGCUCUAAUGACACAGCUGGCCAGUGUGAAGUUGUCACUUUGAUGAAAACCUUGAGUAAUGCUUCUGUAUUAUUAAGUAAAACUGGAUGUCACCAGUGAAAUCAGAGGAUGAUACAUGUCUUUCACAACGAAGGUAUUUUAAAUAUGCUUUUUAUCUUUUGUACCUGUUUCCCUAGAGAGGUUGAAAAUCUAUACAACAUAUAACUUAGACUAUGCUUAGAUUCUCUUUGGAUGUGGUGAAAAAAACCUCACUAACC